Amyelois transitella is the source of this 1250-nucleotide messenger RNA. RefSeq lists its product as uncharacterized. NCBI's taxonomy places the organism in Eukaryota, Metazoa, Arthropoda, Insecta, Lepidoptera, Pyralidae. The transcript is spliced from 2 exons. The coding region runs from base 122 to 562 and encodes 146 amino acids. The record is from RefSeq and is a predicted model, not a curated record.
UCUGUGGACCGGCCGGCUGUCAGAAAAAGUUUAGAUCAGUUUCAGAUUUUAAACUCUGUCAAUCAAGGAUAAUAAUUACCAAUAAAAGAACGUACAUAACUUAGUUUAAAGUUUCUCUAUAAUGGCCAUACCAGCCUUACGCCAGCCGAAAUUAUCCGGCAACUUGGACGAUUCAUCUAAAAUAGGUGUUGGAGAAGCGCAGAAUGUUAUUCUAACUUUAAAAGACAGUAAAAAAGUCUUGGUAACUUCAGACGCGUACCAAGGGAUAAUGAAAACCAAGGACAUGUUUAAAUGUAUCUUCUGUGGGAUUGACAUGGAGUUGGAUACGAAUUAUAAGGAUAACCACAUCAAUAGCGCAGCUCAUAAACAUCGUAUGCGCACCUACCCUCAUGUUGAAGAUUAUGGAGAAAAUUUGAUAAGAAAAUUGAACUCAAAGCUCUGUUUUUGCACUAUUUGCAACAUUGUAGUGUUGUAUCCCUUCCUCAAACACCACAUUGCUGGGCUGGUACACACCACUGAACUAAAGAAGGCAUUAAUAAGGGCCACGGCAUAUGAUGCUUAGAUAACAUUAUAUACAUCAAAGAUUUUGUAAAGCCAAUGUUAUUUAUGUAUAGAUCCUUUAUAAUGGGUAUUUUGGAAUAGACCACUCAUUUUUGGCCCUUAAAGGGUGGAAAAUUGGAUCAGCUAUGAUUGAUGACAUUGUGAUAUGAAGUUAGUCGAAGCUUAAUUAUAUUAUUGUGAUGAAAUCUUUUUGUUAGUUUGUGUAUUCGUUUUUACUAGCACAAUCCUUUUUAUUGUUGUAGUUUUUAACUUACGUGGCAGAUAACAACUUGAUGUCCGACACUCAAGACCCUGGGGGUCGACCAUAAAAUGGAUUUCCCCUUUGUUAUUAAAAAAGGUCACAAUAGAAAGGCUUUUAGUGAUAUGGUCACCUCUGCUGUUAUUUUUUAAUACAAAAUAGUGAAGUUGCUGUAAUUUAUUGUGAUGCCACAGAGAUAUUAUUUUGUACAAAUUUAUGUAAUAUAAUUUGAAGUAUUUAGUGCCAUAUGCCGUAAAACCCUUAUGAUGGUAAACUAUUAGACCAGAAGGCUGUCAAUUAAUUACAAAUAUUAAUUUUCGACUGCUCAUCUGAAAAAUGUUUAUAUCAUUAACUCUCUUAGCAUCAUCAUUAAGCCAUUCAGCUGAAUGUAGUGUGAGAGCCUUUGUCUUUUCUCACCUAUUGGCUGUGUCUACCACGUAAGGAAUGAAAA